Molecule: messenger RNA, 798 nt
Organism: Oikopleura dioica
Lineage: Eukaryota; Metazoa; Chordata; Appendicularia; Copelata; Oikopleuridae
Source: the annotation of a GenBank genome assembly
AUGAAGAUUCACAGCUACAGCCUGCCGGAACUAUUUUGCUCAUAUGAGUUAGAUGCUUCGAGAGAAUCUCAAUUCGACCUGAUCUACAUGGUCAAUCGCGUUCGCAGUCGAUUUUCACCAAUUGAUGGCUACCUCAUAUUCUCCCAAAAUACAGUCUACUCUACGAACAUCGACAGGCAGAGUGUGUACAUUCUGAUGAUUUAUCUGACGAGCAUGUUUUCUGACGCUGAAAACGGUUUCAUCGAUCUUGGAUUUGAUACUUUCUUCCUUCCAACAAAAAAUUCAAGGCAAGAGAUAUUCGUUUAUCACAGACAAGCCCAUUUUUGUGUCUUUCUGAUGGGUAAUUCCGACCAGAGUUUCCCUUUGAACGAGGUGAAAAGCUUUCUGGACAAAAAUCUACCUUUGAAGAGGGAAGAACAGAAUAAGCUCGAACACCAAAACGCAGCUUCUAAAGAAGCUUUUCACUACUAUAUUUGCGACGAGCAAAAUGGAAAUUCCAAAGAUACUUUUUACUCUUUCAGUGGCAGUGAGCGACAAUGUAGGAUACACCCAUCAGUGAGUUCUUUGAUUGUCGCUUUUCAACAAAUUUAUCUGAUGCCGAACGGUGGAGAAGUAUCUGCAGAAACAUCUGAUAAUACAUGGAUACUCACCAAGUCAGACAACAAAAAAAUGAGUGUAUUUGUGGAGAAAAAGCCCUCGGAGAAGAAUCUGUCUGAUAUAACUACCGAUGUGGAUAAGAUCUUGGCGUCGGUGCAACCGGGAAUCUCAUUUGAAACUGAACUUUUGAGAAAAAAAUGA